AAUGGAGUGUGUGUGUGUUGGUGUGUGUGUGUUUUUCUUAAGUUGACAUCACCAAAGUCAUGUGAUUGCCAAGAACCAAUGAAAGAGGCUACAGAAAGGGGAACAGUUACAUUUGUAAUAUUGGUUGUGUGAAACACUUCUUUGGGCCUCAUAAACAACCACAGAACCACAAGUUGGGUACAGAGGCAGUCACACAAGAGCAGGUCCGGGAUAUUGGUCAGCAGGCAGGGCGAAUCAUUUUGACUGCAAACCACAAGAGUUUCGUAGAGUGGUGAAAGAAAUCACAUAGCACCCCCUUUUACAAGACAGAAUAAGUUUUAAAAGAGGAAACCAUGGCUUCAAACAGCAUAUUUGAGUCAUUUCCUUCUUACCAGCAGUGCUUCGUGCGAGAUACCAGCACCAGCCGCCGCUUCACGCCGCCCUCCACCACUCUGAGUCCGGGCAAGAUGAGCGACACGCUGCCGCUGGUGGGCCAGGAGAACAGCAGCGGCGCCCUGGUGGGCAAGCUGAGAAGCACAGACCGCAGCAUGGUGGAAGUCUUAGCCGAUCACCCGGGCGAGCUGGUCCGGACCGACAGCCCCAACUUCCUCUGCUCUGUCCUGCCGACCCACUGGAGGUGCAACAAGACUUUGCCGAUCGCCUUCAAGGUGGUGGCAUUAGGAGAUGUCCCUGAUGGGACUUUGGUCACAGUAAUGGCUGGAAAUGAUGAAAACUACUCUGCAGAACUCAGAAAUGCCACUGCAGCCAUGAAGAAUCAAGUUGCAAGAUUCAAUGACCUGAGAUUUGUGGGUAGAAGUGGAAGAGGGAAAAGCUUCACCUUGACUAUCACAGUCUUCACAAAUCCUCCACAAGUAGCCACGUACCACAGAGCCAUCAAGAUAACAGUAGAUGGACCCCGAGAGCCAAGAAGACACCGUCAGAAAGUAGACGAACAGACAAAGCCUGGGAGUUUGACCUUCUCAGAGCGCCUGAGUGAACUGGAGCAGUUGCGUCGCACAGCUAUAAGGGUCAGCCCACACCACCCAGCCCCCACACCCAACCCAAGAGCCUUGAACACCACUGCUUUUAACCCUCAGCCUCAGAGCCAGAUUCAGGAUACAAGGCAACUUCAACCAUCCCCUCCAUGGCCUUAUGACCCAUCCUAUCAAUACCUGGGAUCAAUUGCAACUCCUUCAGUUCAUCCAGCCACACCAAUUUCACCUGGAAGGGCUAGUGGGAUGACAUCCCUUUCUGCAGAACUGUCAAGCCGACUGACAAGUACAUCUGAUUUAACAGCAUUCAGUGAUCCAAGAGUUGGAAUUGAUCGUCCUUUCCCUGCCAUUCCUUCCAUUUCUGAUCCUCGCAUGCACUAUCCAGGAGCAUUCACCUAUACUCCAACACCUGUCAGCUCAGGAAUAGGAAUUGGUAUGUCUGCUAUGACCACUGCCACUAGAUAUCACACUUACCUACCACCUCCAUACCCAGGUUCUUCUCAGGCUCAAGGUGGCCCAUUUCAGACCAGCUCCCCUUCUUACCAUCUCUACUAUGGAACAUCAGCAGGAUCAUACCAGUUCUCCAUGAUGUCCGGAGGAGAUCGGUCGCCCCCACGUAUCCUUCCUCCAUGCACUAAUGCUUCCACAGGAUCUACUCUCCUCAAUCCCAACCUUCCAAACCAAAAUGAUGUUGUGGACACAGAAGGCAGUCACAGCAACUCCCCUACCAACAUGGGAACCACAGCAAGGCUAGAAGAAGCAGUUUGGCGACCAUAUUGAAAUAUUAGUACAGAUGCUGAUAUCCAUGGUUUUCACAUGAGCAGUUGCGAUUGCUGCCAUGUUUAUAGAUUACCCCAAGAAGCAAUCAGUCCAGAAGUCAGUUUUUCUAGGAAUGGUUUCAUGCAGUUAUUCAACUGAUUUUUUUCAGUGAGAUGGUACACUUGUCCAAGGGCUGAACUUCUGAAGAUGAUGACAUUUUAAGAUGGAAUACUACUCACUUUGACUGUAGAUAUGGGGAAGGAUAGAUACUCAAUAUAUUUCCAGAGGCUGAGACUUCAAAAUUAGCUCCUCAGAUCUUUUAAAAAAGUAUUUUUGUUUGCCAUCUGGUUUUGAGGCUUAAAGCCUGACACAGUCUUCAUGAGAUGAACCAAUCAUUUGGACACGUUAGUUAAAAGGAAGUAUAGGAAGAUUCUCAGAGAAAAACUGUGAAUGCUUCUGAUUUAGCAAUGCUGUGAAUAAGAGGUUUUAUAUCCUGGAAUUGAUUUUUUUAACCAAGUUGUAUAUUCCAAAGAGUAUGGGAAUUCUUUUACUUGUUAUUUUUUAGGAUGCAACUCAUCCUUCUUUGCAUAUCAUUUUAAUUUUAUUUUUGGCACCUUAAAAUUGGCAAAACAAUUUAAUCUUUUUUUAAAAAAUAAAAUGUGCUUGCUUUUCUUGUACUUUGUCAGCUGAAGGCAUCCCCCCCCCCAAAAAAAUCCCCACCUUCCUGGGAGGUAAUUUAAUUUUUCCUUUAAUAUAAAAAAGUGACAGCUUAGAGUACUUUUCAACUACUGAAAACAUAUAUGAUGAGUUGCUUGAUAUUUAUGCUCAGCAUUGAGUUUUUGUGUGUGAUACCUUUAUUAUUUAAAUACGCUUGAAAGAUAAGCACAUGCAUUUUGUAGCAACCAAAGUUUAAAAUUAUCACAUAUAAAAUGGCUGGAAUAAUUAUGGGUAAUGUGACUUUUAAUUAUUUAGAAGUAUUGUUUACAUUGAGCUCCGUUUCACUUUCAUCUGUCAUUCAAUACUCAAGCCAUUUUUGUUCAUUUGAGAACCCAGAAUUAGUUUAACUGUUAGUAUGAUGGAAGCAGUGUCAGGAUGACUCUACUCUUUAAAAGAAAAAAAAGAUUUCUCAUUCCAUUUUGCCACAAUUUUAUCCCAGUGGUUUUAAAGCAGGUUUUAGCACUUGAAUGGGACAUUGGAGGCAGGGAUUGGUCUAAGAAAAAAUACUUGGAAUUCCAAGGAGAGCUGGAUGCUCCACUGCAUCAGCAUCCUUACAAGCAGGGUGAGCCCUCCAGAUGUUUUGGCCUGAGAUGGCUGUGAGCCCUCAUUUACAGAGGAUGCUCGUGUAACUGAAGGGCUGCCAGAGGACCAUCCUGUGACUGCAGACAUCCUUUGUUGGAAGGGCUGCUCAGCCCAGGUCUGGCUGAAAGAUUUUUAAAAAUUGAAGGGAAAACUGUGCUUUCAAAAUGCCCAUUAUCAGUGUCUGGGCAGCAGCCUGAGCUAAACACCCAGGUCAUCUGGUCACAGUCUUCCACACUGUGGUGCAUUAUGUCUCUAUUUAAAGGAUAAUAAUCAUUUCUAAAUCUGCAUCUAUGUAUAGAAGCAACAAUUUAUGCAAAGCAAUGUCCUCAUUUGUCUGCUUUGCUGAUGAUGCAUUUCCUCUUUUUUGCUGGUUUGUAAGUGGCCCUCCUUACAAGGCUGCUCACCACUCGCCAUUGGUCAUUCUGGUUUGGGCUGAUGGCCAAAAUGUCUGGAGAGCCACAACUUCCUCACCCUGGCUUAAAAGCCACAAAAGCAAAAAUUAAAAUCUAACCUAAUUUGAUACAGGAGUAUUACUUUCUUAGGUAACUUUCAUGUCUGUACAUUGUGAGCAGAAUCGGAUAUAACCUGGACAUUCUGUUUUGAUUCAAUGGGAAGUGCAGGAAUUUUUUUAAGGCCCUGGCUCAGCAUAAUGGGUGCAAGUCCCACCGAUAUCACUGGGAACAGAUAGAAGGUACAGUCACAAAUAACUCUAUCACAGCUUUGAACAAUGGCAAGCAAAGGCAAAUUUAGAAGGCUGUAAGUCUGAGCAAAGGUGUGAUGUGGGUGUGGGGCUCUUAUAACCAGUUCUCAUUUGCCUAGUCACCCAUAUGCAGCUGUUUUCAUCCUGUAAGAGAAAAGAUAGGGAUGUCCGUAUAUCUUUCCUAUAUGUCGGAAACCAAAUAAGCACUUUUGAUUGGGAAAAUGUUGGGAGUGGCCCCUCUCUACACCAUUCCUUCAUUCAGACAUGUGACCACCUGUGCUUCCUUUUGGUUGAAAACAAGUGUCAGUGUGCUACUUGUCACAUCCAGUUUAAAGCUCAGUUCACAUAAAUGUAUUUGGAGUCUAGAACAGAUGAGAUUUGCACCUAGCAAAACCAUGUCCAUCAUUGAAGAAGGAGAAUGGAAUAACAGUCAAGACCGAUAAAGCCCAUUUAUUUCUUUUUGUUUUCAUAAUAAUUCAGUUUGAUUGCUAUGGAACUUUCACUGUUGUCUAAUGCAUCUCAUACGUAUCAGACAUCACUGUAAAUUAUAAGGCACUAUUAUAUGUGGAGGUUUGAUUGGAAUGCAAUUGUACUCCUUGUUAAAUGAAAACUGCUGAAGUCAACAGAUUUAGAAAUAUCUUUUGUUUGUUAACAAAUGGACCUUUUAAAAAUCAGUGGAACAAUUGUAGGUCAACUCUUGUGAGUAUUUGAAAGCAGGCCUUUAAAUCAGUGUUUGGGUGUUUUAAAAAGUUAAUAAAAGAUUCGGAUUAGCAAGAUCCUUGGCUGCAGGCAGCAAAACAGCUGGACUUAUUUAAAAUACUUGUUUCUUUUAUAUCUUUAUCUAUAUCUAUUUGUAGAUUUUGCUUUUACAUUAUUUUUGUGUCUGAUGCAGUAGCACUUUGGUAUAAAUGUCACAGAGUUAAGCAUGUCAUCAGUCAGAUCGACUUUGAGCAGAAAAUUAUUUCAGCUGAUCUCAGCAAAAGCUCAACAGAUCACACAAUGACAUUUUCUCCCAGUUCAGAUUAGUAUAUUGUCUGAUUCCUGGUUUAUUCUGGGCUUAUUUGAGUUACUGCAUUUUUUGCAACUGGAAAAUUUAAAUUUAUUUGGGGCUGGGCAUUAAUGCAUUUGGAAGAGAUAAGACAUCUUUGUGCUUCUGCCAUAAAAGUAUUUCAAAAUAAUUAAUCACAACAAAACUGUUACAGCCACCUUUUUAUUUUCCCUAUAUUGAUUCCUUAUGUUUCCAAUGACAUUUAGAUGGCUCUUUCAGGAUAACUUUUCUACGGCUUUCAACUUAAAAUACAUUGCAUUGUCCUUUAGGCUACAAGUGAGUGCUUACUGCUGACAUCUUCUUGAUAAAAAUGACAAUUGUGUAUUAUCAAUAAUUAAGGCCACUGUAUACUCUCUGCAAUUUAUGCCUGAAAAAAUGUAUACUAUUUUAUCCAGUAUUCAAAGAACUCAUUAAGUACCUGCAGCAGUAGUGAGUGACAGUGCCUUCCAAUGCAGGUUCACUCAGAAAGCAAGUCCCAUUUUGUUUAAUGGGGUCACUCCCAAGUAAGUGUGUCUGGCUAACCAGCAUCUUCCACAGAUGAACUGACAUGGAACCAUUGUGGCCAUGUAGUCUGACAUUUCUAAGGUGGAUAGUCAAAAACAAUGAACUUGAGUAGAACAUGUUUGCAUGGGGGACUGAUGUUUUUAAAACCCUACAAGGAAAUCCAGGAAUUUCCCCAGGACCUUGUACAUGCAAAACAUGUGUUUGGCCCCUUAAAUAAUACUGUUCAUUUUCCACAGGUGUGCUGGUUUCCUCCUCCAUCCAUUCUGUAUGCACCCACACCUCCUUUUUUGCAUAUGAUAAGGUUCAAAAAUGAGUGGGCCAAUGUAUAGAGGAUCAUCCUAGGGAUCAGCAUCUAACAUUUCAUCCUUCAUUUCCAUUCAUUCUGCCUGGCUCCCUAGAAUAGAGUUGAUUCGGCUCUCCCUAGCCCAGAGUCAUAAUAAUAUCAAGUGCUUAUCCCUACAUCAGGUUAAGUCUUUAUUGUACCUGGGAACUUUGCACCUAAUGUUUAACAUGCUUGACCACCACCCAGAUACUCACAAUUCAUCACUAUUUCUUUUCUUAGGAAACUAACCCAAUGUAGUUCUCCCAAAGCUCUUCUUCCUUAUAGUGCAGUAUCAGUAAAUUCUGGGCUUAGAAACCUAAAUGCAGUUAGUCUUAAGUAAAUGCCAAGGAUUUCAAUAAAACUUUGGAGAAUGCAUUUAAUGCUGAGAAGUGUGUGUGUGUGACAGAGAGAGAGAGAGAUCCUGCAGUUCUGCUGAGAAAGGAUUCCUUCCUUGGCAGUUCAAAUUUACUAGAUGUUGAGUGGAUUAGGUUUUAUCCUGCAAAUGCUCAUUUGUGCUUAAUAACACAAGUGGUAUUUCUUCUAAAGUCAUGACUUGCACAUCCUUCUGAAGUCUUCUGCAAAGGUACAAUUCCAUAAAUGGAUAGAUUGAGCCUAUGUUGGGUCUCCCUAGGAAGGGAUGAAUAGUUAAAGACACAAGCUGAGCUACUUUUGUACAUGUAGAAUGGGAAAGAUCUAUUUUAUCUUCAAAUUCAAAGAAUAUAUUCAAUAUAUUCAGAUUAAUUCAAUAUUAGAAUAGCAUUGAUUAAUAAAUUCUCUUCCCAUUUAAACUCCAAGAAAGAUGAUAAGCUGUUGCCUUUUUUAAAAAAUAUAACUGUAUUUGGCAGUAUUAUCACCUUUUGAAACAAAUUAUAACGACCAGAUGAUGACUAGUAAGGAGGAACCCAUUUUAGUGUAAAUGCCCACUACAAGUAACUUGAAUAGCAUAGUAUCUAACUAUUCUUUAACAGUAUUGUUAAAGCAUUUUAAAACAAUUUGGCUUUAAGUGAACUGAACUGAACUGAACUGGAUUAAUUUUUUUUCCAGCCCAGCUUUUGCUUCACAUUUCAGCUAAACAACUGAGACCCUCAAUAUAAUUAUUAAGAGACAAAUCCCAUUAAAGCAAAUGAGACUUAGUUUAAGGUGAAUGUGUUUAGGAUGGGUCUGGAUAAAAGACUUCUAACACUGCUCUGGAAGCAGCAUUUCCCCAUAUUUGAGUGCAGUGGUGUGAAUGCAUCUUAAUUUUUGGCAUACUAAAAUGCUUAUACGUAGGUUAAACUGAUUUCCCACAAUGACAUCCCACAAUCAGAAAUAUCAGUGAUUUUUUUUUCUUUCCUCAAAGUAAUCAUUUUUCCUCAGAUGCCAUUAUUCAUUGUUAAAAAAAACCUUGUUUAUAAUAUUUUAUAAACAUGUUAUAUUACAGGACUCAUUAUGCAUUGUGACCUUUUUCUUAAUUUUCCUAGACCAAUAUUAUCCACUAGUCAUUUUUUUCCACUUGUCAUAAAAAGGUUGCAUCAGGAGACUGAAUUGUAUUUAUGUGUGUAAAUAGGUUUUAAAAGCUUCAUAGAAAAAUAUUGUUAAUGCUUGUAAGUAUUUAACAUUUUUCAUUUGCUACAUCCUUUUCUGAACUUGCCUUUGCUAAAUACUGUAGGUGACUUAUUUCUUUCCAGUUUAAUUAUUUUAGGUUUCAAGAUAAACUGUUUUAGUUACUUUGUAAACAGUUACAGCAUGGUUUCAUGUGGCACAUCAAAAGCUCUUCACCUUUUUGUUGUAGGAGAAAAUGAAUGUGCAAACAACUGUGGGUUAUUUGUGGUAUUCUGAAGCUAACAGUUACAAUUUCUGAAGAACACACACAUUUAAUGAGAAAUUACUCUGUGGCAAAUCAGAUGGGUGACUCAAUGACAAGCAAGGCUGGUCUGGAGCAUGCAUUUGGAUAUGUGAGUUCAACAAUUUCUCAGUGUAUUUGCGACCCAAUUCUGCUAUGUACUGGGAUUGUCACAUCUCCUGAUACUGCCAUUUGGUUCACUUUCAAAAGGGGGAUUUUUUAGUUCUUGAAAUAACUGGUUUCUCUAAUUAGGAAGAAAACAGGAGUCUCCCCCCCCACCCCACCCCCCAUGCACACCACCAUGUCUCUAGAUAUCGUAUCUAAAUAGGCACUUCCUUUACAUAACAAGGUCAGUGUGUCCAGGAGAAUUCAUUGUGAGUAGCAUGCAGAGCAGCUGGACUGCUGCAUUUCUUCUAAUGGAAAUUUGCUUUCUUUGUACCACAAUUUCUUCUGUACAUUCAAUAUUAUAAUUAGUGUGAAUGACCAAUAAACUGUUUGAGAAGUA
Varanus komodoensis (Komodo dragon) is the source of this 7930-nucleotide messenger RNA. It is a transcript of the gene RUNX1, whose product is annotated as RUNX family transcription factor 1. Gene Ontology annotation, molecular function: ATP binding; DNA-binding transcription factor activity, RNA polymerase II-specific; RNA polymerase II cis-regulatory region sequence-specific DNA binding. Gene Ontology annotation, cellular component: nucleus. The coding region runs from base 333 to 1751 and encodes 472 amino acids. Lineage: Eukaryota; Metazoa; Chordata; Lepidosauria; Squamata; Varanidae. Gene Ontology annotation, biological process: regulation of cell differentiation; neuron differentiation; regulation of transcription by RNA polymerase II. The record is from RefSeq and is a predicted model, not a curated record. The transcript has 8 exons.